AUGGACUUCAACAGUUCUACAAACUCAAGCCAGCAAACGUUCGUUUGCGGCAAGAGGUUCAGCUCUGACGACCAGUUUGGCACUAAAAGUUCCAAAACUAUCCUAAUUCGCAAUUCUGUUGAAAAUGAAUUUGCCAGCUCUUUGUCCACUCCUGUCAGCCUAAGCGCGAAAAACAGCAGAAGCAGUAGCUCUAGCAGCAGUAGCAGUCCCACGACCAACGAUAAGAACACCAUCAAAAUAACUCAAGUCAAUAUGAAUUACACCACUUCAGAUAUCCACAACAACAUCAGCAACAACAGCAACAACGUUGACAACAAAUUGAAAAGCAACCUCACCAACUCUGACAGCAUCUACAUCAUACCAAGUAAUGAUAUUCCAACGAGAAAAUUAUCAAAAGAAACCAGCAAACUCCAGUAUGAAACGCCUACAACUUCAACAAACGACUGCAACUCAGCAACCACUCUUGCUACAACCGCAACCUCGCCAACAACAGAAACAUUAACAACGAAAACAGCAUCCAUAACAUCCACAACAAAUUCGGACCAGCAGCCAAUGAAGAAGACGAAGGAGGAUCAAGAAAGAAGAGUUACAAGUAUCGUCACGGAAGACAUUUGGAACUCAACCCUGGAUAAAAUUUUUGACAGUGCCUUAUCUUUGCAUGAGAUGGAUCGUGGUACUCUCAGAGGGGCACGACUUUCCGUUUAUCCAGAGUAG
Molecule: messenger RNA, 714 nt
Organism: Helobdella robusta
Lineage: Eukaryota; Metazoa; Annelida; Clitellata; Rhynchobdellida; Glossiphoniidae
Exons: 2
Coding region: 1-714 (237 amino acids)
Source: RefSeq, a predicted model, not a curated record